Pristis pectinata (smalltooth sawfish) is the source of this 1942-nucleotide messenger RNA. RefSeq lists its product as uncharacterized. The coding region runs from base 1 to 1872 and encodes 623 amino acids. Gene Ontology annotation, molecular function: zinc ion binding. The transcript is spliced from 10 exons. Lineage: Eukaryota; Metazoa; Chordata; Chondrichthyes; Rhinopristiformes; Pristidae. The record is from RefSeq and is a predicted model, not a curated record.
AUGGCGGCGAGGCGGCGGCCGUCGAGACCUCGGCCGCCCGGCCACAGCUCACUGCUGAACUCAUCCGGGAUGGAAGGUGCCUACCCCAGAAACCCACCCAUCAUGGAGAGUGCCUACAUGAGGGAGGUCCAGCGGAGGAUGGACAACAGCCACAAGAGUCGACUGCACCUGACAGAACGACAGCGUGUGCAGACCGGGCUGAGGCGAGAGCAGCGGACCCCCGAGGGGCUGGGUGGGCCCUCAGCCACCGCCGGCCGCAGCUACGACAAACCGUGGGUCAGCACGAUGGCCAGUAACAGAAAGAUGGACAUUACGAACACAGGUGCCAAAGAGGUUCAGCAUUCACCCGCUUACCCCAGGGCUCCGAUCACCGGAAGAGGCGCCAAACUUCCGUCAUUAUCCAACAUCAUGGGCAAGAAGCAGAAGGUCCUGGAGCUGUCAGAGGCCCCUGACACCAAGAGCAGUGUGACCGCAGCCCCUGACAACGGGCCCUCCUUCCAGGCCCAGAGGCUGCAGCUCAAGGCCAAGAGCAGCCCGCCCCCACGCCAGGGCUCAGCGGGGGCCCAGGGCAGGAGGACUAAUUCAGGAAGCCUGUGCUGCGGAGACAAGGCCGAGGAGGAGGAGGAGGAGGAGGCGAGGAGCGGCGAGGACGAGGGGCAGAAGGAGCCCGGGGAGACGGGCCCAGCCUCCAGGCUGUGCAGGCAGCGCACCGGCCACAUCCUGCAGAGGCUGAGGAGGGAGAGGCUGUGCGGGGCCGGGGCGGAGGCGAGGGCGGAACCCCCCGGGUCCCCGUCCACCCCCCUCCCCGCCGACCGGCUCCCCUUCUGCCUGGGGCGGAGGCCCGGGCCAGGCCGGGAGGGCGAGGAGGCCCAAGGCCUGUCCCAGGCUGCGAGGCCUACACUAGGCCACCCUACCUCCAGCCAGGAGGCUGAGGAGGCCCGAGGCCCGUCCCAGGCCGCGCGGCCUUCUCUAGGCCCCGCCACCUCCAGCCGAGGCACGCAGACCCCGUCCAGGCCGGACGCCCCCCCCACCAGCUGGGCGGGGGGAGCCGGUCAGCUGGUCAGGCUGCUGGCCGGCGGUCCGGCCCGCCUGCAGCCCAUCGCCGGCGGCCGGCUGGGGGGUGAGGACAGGCCUGGGUGGGGGCAGGGGGCCAGGACCGGAGCCCCCGCCGGAGGGGGCUUCCUCCGGCCGCCCCUCUCCACGACGGUGCUGGCCGUAUCCGGCCCGAGGAGCCAGGAGCUGAGGCAGCCCGCGCCGUGCCGCGAGGAGGGGGAGAGCCAGAGGGCCCCGGCUGACCCAGAGGCACUCCGGAAGCUGCAGGAGAGCCUGCUUCAGGAGGAGGAGGUGGAGGAGGGAGACCUGUGCAGGAUCUGCCUGCUGCCCGGAGGCACCCCGCUCAACCCACUGCUUGAGCCCUGCAAGUGCGUUGGCAGCCUGCAGUUCGUCCACCACGACUGCCUGAAGCAGUGGCUGCAGGCAAAGGUCAUCUCAGGGGCGCCGCUGUCCGCCGUCACCACCUGCGAGCUCUGCAAACACGCCCUCAAGCUCGACUUCGACGACUUCGACGUGCUUGAGUUCCACCGCAAGCGGGCCGCCUCCCAGGAGGAAGAACAGAUGAGCAACUCCAGCCUCUACAUGGCUGUGCUGCUGCACCUGUAUGAGCAGCGAUUCACCGAGCUCAUGCAGCUGCUGAGUGGAACCACCACCACGUACCAGUUCACAACAGCUGACUCACAGCCCGAAGGAGAUGCCAGUCAUGCUCAAAAUUUGGACCCUGAGGAUGAGGAGGAGGAGGAAAGCGGCGAUCCACAGCCCCGCCGCACCAUCACAUGUGACAGCAGCCUGCACACACUGCCCCCGAGAGAUGCGUGAAGGAAGGGGGCCCCCGCUGGUUAUAGUACUGUAUGGACAAUGUGCUAUGCAAUCGACUGUUUUCUUUUGA